CUCUGUGGCCAUGAUCGAGAAGAGUUUAUUCCUGAUAUCUCGCCUGCAUCUGUGGCUGGCAUCUUCAGAGAGAAACAUAACAUACAUUCAUGUUUCUUGGGUUGGGACCAAAACACACUGCAGAAAUAACCCAGUUUGAGACCGCUUGAAGUGCCCUGCUGGCUCAGUGCUAGGGAAUCCUGGGAACUGUAGUUUCGUGAGACAUUUGGCCUCCUCUGUCACAGAGAAGUCCAGUGCUGUGAUAAACUAUAAUACACAGGGUUCCCAAGCCAGGGCACACUUAAAGCGGCCUCAGAGUAGAUUUAUUUCUGAAGUGUGGCCCGAAACACACCGCAGAAAUAACCCAGUUAGAGAUGGCUUUAUCUGCGCCUGGCUCAGCGCUAGGGAAUCCUGGGAAAUGGUGGUUUAUUGUGGCGCAGCAGAGCAAUCUCUGAAUCUGAAACGCCUCUUCUGGACCGAAGGUGGGACUGGCAUGGAGGGCAUGUCCUGGGGAAGGAGGGCACUGGACUGUCUCCUGAUCCCCUGCUUUGUCCCAAGCAGUGAAAGAGGGUCUGUAGGCCCCGUCUCCAUGCUCGGUUUCUAUGGCAACGGCCUGGAAGCCCAUCCAGCCAAUCAGGGAGCGGGAGAGCGCCGUCCUUCCUCAGGGAACCGCCUCCCUCGGAGCUGCCUUCUUUGCCAAAGCCUCGCUCAGCCAGCGCUGCCUCCGCCAUGUUGAUGCUGGGCCGGGGGCUGGAGGCCAGGGACAAUCAGACGAAACAAGUACGGGAAGCUGUUACAAAUGUGGAAAAACAUUUUGGUGAACUGUGUCAGAUAUUUGCAGGAUAUGUUCGGAAAACUGCCAGACUACGAGACAAAGCAGACCUUCUGGUAAAUGAGAUACAUGCCUAUGCAGCUACAGAGACACCAAAUUUAAAACUGGGACUGAAAAAUUUUGCAAACGAGUUUUCCAAACUUCAAGAUUAUCGCCAAGCAGAGGUAGAAAGACUUGAAGCCAAAGUAGUUGAACCUCUGAAAUGUUAUGGGACAAUCAUAAAACUUAAAAGAGAGGAUCUCAAAGCAACAUUAACAGCAAAGAAUCGAGAAGCAAAACAGUUAUCUCAACUUGAAAGAACACGCCAGCGAAAUCCAUCAGAUCGGCACAUUAUUUCUCAGGCUGAAAGUGAAUUACAGAGAGCUUCACUUGAUGCUACUCGAACAACUCGACAGUUGGAAGAAACCAUUGACAACUUUGAAAAACAAAAAAUAAAAGACAUAAAGAACAUAUUUUCAGAAUUUAUAACUAUUGAAAUGCUAUUCCAUGGAAAAGCCUUGGAGAUUUACACUGCUGCCUACCAAAGUAUACUAAAUAUUGAUGAGAAUGAAGACUUGGAGGUGUUUCGGAGUUCACUUUAUCCACCAGACCAUCAGUCUCGUUUGGACAUAGUUCUUGCAAAUUCAAAGUCUCCCCUUCAGAGGACUAGUUCAUCCAAACCUUGUGCUGGAAUUGUUCAGAUUUCCAGGAAUCAAUUGAAAAAGGAAGAAGAGGAAGAAAAUGAUGAUGAGGACGAUGAUGAGGAGGAUGAAGAUGAUGAACUAGAAACAACGAAGGAGGACAGAUAGUAUUUUUCACUAGAAAAUGCUUCUUCUAUCUUAUUAUUGUGUUGAUGCUUGUUACUCAAGAGAUCAUAGUCCACCAAUUUAAUUUACAUUAAAAUUGCUGACUACUUUAAGAAAGACAUUUGUACUUCAUCACCUUGCAAUAUCUUGCUGUCUUGAUAUUUAAAGGUCUACUAAAAAUGGGAUUAUUCCCUUAGGCGGGAAAUGAAAGCUGUAUUAAUGAUUGUAUAUAAAUCUGUAUUAGGCAAGUUAGCAGGUUUGGCUUUAUGAAUGGACCUGGGGUGGGAAUUAUGUGGCCCUACCGAUGAUACUGGACCACAGGUCCCAACAGCCCAGGCUAAUUUAGCCAGUUGUGAGAAAUACUGGAAAUUAGUCCGACAUCUGGAGGAAUAUGUGCCUUAAAAUAAUGCAAUCUGCUUUGAUCUGUAAGCAGUCCAUUAGCCUAAAAGUCAGAAAUCUAAAAAUAGGGGUCGAAAACCAUUCCCAUCUUAAUUCUUAAGGAUAUGUGCCCAGUGGAGAAUGGAUUCUGAUCCACCCCAACUUACUUUAUUUCCUGCUUCUCAAUUUUAUCACUGGCAGAGCUGUAUGAGUAUGACAUGAUUAGCAGCAGAAAAAUGGACUGGAUUUAACAGCUGUAUGCUUUGUGAAUGUGGCUUUGGCCUUACAGAAUUUCUGUUAUUACCAAUACAUAUAGUGACAGUAUGGAGAUUGUUUUUAAUUUUCUCUGUGUAUCAGAAUAUCUGCAUUAACUUUGUAUUAUCAGUAUUAUAAAGACCAUAGUCUUUCUGAA
Molecule: messenger RNA, 2386 nt
Organism: Sceloporus undulatus (fence lizard)
Lineage: Eukaryota; Metazoa; Chordata; Lepidosauria; Squamata; Phrynosomatidae
Gene: CIBAR1
Product: CBY1 interacting BAR domain containing 1
Exons: 9
Coding region: 709-1599 (296 amino acids)
Biological process (GO): cilium assembly
Cellular component (GO): ciliary basal body; ciliary transition zone
Source: RefSeq, a predicted model, not a curated record